This is a messenger RNA of Boleophthalmus pectinirostris (great blue-spotted mudskipper), 1649 nucleotides long. RefSeq names its product zinc finger protein 501-like. Lineage: Eukaryota; Metazoa; Chordata; Actinopteri; Gobiiformes; Gobiidae. The record is from RefSeq and is a predicted model, not a curated record. The transcript is spliced from 3 exons. The coding region runs from base 202 to 1491 and encodes 429 amino acids.
CUCGUGGUGGUAAAGCUAAAAACAGUGAGUGGAGUUCAUGGAUCUAUAAUGAUUAGUUUAAUUAAAUAUGAUUUAAAUGAUUUUCUGACAGUGCUGUGGUGAAAAUGUGCAUAAGACGCACUCUGAGAGCUCUGGUGAAGGAGCGGCUGACUGCGGCUGCGGAAGACAUAUUUGCGCUGUUUGAAAGAACGAUAUCGGAGUAUGAGGAGGAACUGCGCCUCUCCAAACAAGAGAACCAGAGAAACCAGGAGCUGCUGGAAGGCUCUGAACCCGAGAGUCGUGCUGCUCAGAGCGGAUGUCCAGAUGCCCUCCCUGAACCAGGAAAUCCCAGAGGCUCCAGAAAUUAAAGAGGAGCCAAAGGAACCAAGCAUCAAACAGGAGGAAGAGCAGCUGCCAGUGAGUAUUCCAGAGUCCAGUGUUGUCAGUGUGAAGACAGAAGAGUCCUCACUGCUUCAACAAAGACAAACUGAGGCCAGAGAGGAAACCCAGGGAGAGGACAUGAGCACAGAGACACAUUUACACUCAGAGACUGAGGGACCCACAGAACACUCUUCUGACAUUGACAAUGAUGAAGACUGGACAACUCCAUUCAGCUGUUCAGCUGCACACAUGGAAACAGAGGCUGAUGGAGACCACUACAGCCAAGUCCAGAUCACAGCCACAAGCACCACUGCACCAAACUCAGGUCUAGCCCCCAAAUACAAGUCUGCCCCAGAGACCAGAGCCACUGUGAAUAAUGGAGACGUGUCAGGAUUAGUCGAAGGAGCUGAAAGAAAGAAACACCAGUGCUCUGUUUGUAAAAUGAGAUUUGUGAGGAAAGACCAUUUACAAAGACACUUACGAAUUCACACAGGAGAGAAACCUUACAGCUGUCAAAUCUGUAAGAGAUCAUUUUCACAAAAAGGAACAUUAAUUCUACAUAGAAGACAACAUACUGGUGAAAAACCAUUCAGCUGUCCAACCUGUAAGAAAACAUUUACGAUGAAGAGUAAUCUAAAUAAACAUUCAAAAAUACAUACAGGAGAAAAACCCCAUGGCUGUUCAAACUGUGAUAAAACAUUUCACAAUAGAGCUGAUUUAACUAGGCAUAGAAGAACACACACAGGGGAAAAACCAUUCAGCUGUCCAACCUGUAAGAAAGAAUUUACAUUGCAGAGUAAUCUAAAUAAACAUAAAGGAUUGCAUACAGGAGAAAGACCUUACAGCUGUUCAGUCUGUCAGAAGGCAUUCACUCAACGUUGUCAUCUCACUUCACAUGUAAGAAUACAUUCAGAAGAAGGACCUUACAGCUGUUCGGUUUGUCAGAAAGCAUUCAGUGAACAUCGUUAUCUCGCUUCACAUGUAAGAAUACACUCAGAAGAAAGACCUUACAGCUGUUCUGUCUGUGAUAAAGCCUUUAAAUUUAAGGGUGUUCUGUUUCAACACACACAACGUUUUCAUCCAGGCGCACUGGAGAACUUGCCUAGUCUACAUCUACAUUUAAAGAAUUGAAGGUGCACUAGUCUACACAAUGCAUUAUUGUUUAAUUAGAUUAAAGAAAAACAUUGUGUAAAUUGCAAUUGUACUUUUUUUUAAUUUGUCUUCAAAACCCUGUUUGGCUUCUCUCGCUCUCAGACCUGUUUAUGUGAGCUGUAUUUUGUAAGUGCUGA